Messenger RNA from Funneliformis geosporum, 1569 nucleotides. The record is from the annotation of a GenBank genome assembly. Lineage: Eukaryota; Fungi; Glomeromycota; Glomeromycetes; Glomerales; Glomeraceae.
AUGGAAUUAUCGGCAGGGUUAUUAAGAGAUAUCGGUAAAUUGUAUUAUGAAGCGAAUGACUAUAAUGUGCAACUUACGGUCGGAGGAGAAGACGAAUCUAUCGAAAAAGAAACGUUUAAGGCACAUUCGGUAAUUCUUCGUGCAAGAUCAUCAUAUUUUCAAAAUCUAUUUUCUAACGAUCAAAUAAAAAAAGAUGGUGAAUGGUUCACAUUCGAAAAACAAAGUAUACAUCCAGAUGUAUUUCGAUUACUACUAGAUUUGAAAGAACCGGAUAUGCAAGACCUAUUUAUACCGUUGUUGUUAUCAGCCGACGAAAUGUUGUUAAUUGAUUUGGUGAAAUAUAUUCAAUCACACAUAAUCGAAAACGAACAAUCAUGGUUACACGAAAAUUUCGUGCACAUAUUUCACGUUACCACCACACAUUCGACAACUUUCUCAUUAUUAGCCAACCACUGUAGUCGAUUAAUUUGUGAAAAUCCAUCACAGUUAUUUGGCACACCAUCCUUUAUACGAUUAGGAAGAUGUUCAUUGCUAACGAUUAUUAAGCGUGAUGAUUUGGAUUUGAGCGAAGUUGAUAUAUGGAAAUAUUUGUUACAAUGGGCGAUAAAUCAAUAUCCUUCACUUAAUUCAUCCGGAGAUGCAGAUUCAUGGACGAAAAAGGAUUUUAUGGAGUUGGAGAAUCGACUAAAAGACUUUCUUCCUUAUGUAAGAUUUUUUCAAAUACCAGGUGAUAAAUUAUACGAAUUUGUUUGGCCUUUUAAGAAAAUUUUACCAAAGAAAUUGAAGGCUCAAUUAACUCAAUUUCAUAUGAUGCCAAAUACUGAAUUACCGCCUUUGGGUAUUAGUUACAACCUAUCGUUGCGUUUACCCAAACAUCAGAUUGAUUCUUUAUACGUAACGUCCAAACAUGCCGGUAUGUUGAACGCGUGGAUAAACAAGGGCGAGAACGGUCUAAAGAAUAGAGAUAAAGUUGAUUUUCAAUUGUUGUUGAGAGGGAGUAGAGAUGGUAUGGAUAUUAAAACAUUUCAUGACUUAUGCGACAACAAAGGUCCAACCUUUGUAUUAGUUAAAGUGCUUGUCAUCGAAACGAGCGAUUCGUUCAUCUUUUCGUUCGCGAAUUCAGAUACUUGUGAACAAGAUGAAUAUAUUUUAAGUAGGGUACAAAAUUCUCGAUAUGCGAUUCGUGAUAUGUCAUGUAAAUUGAAUAAUAUUGGAUUCGGUCAUGAUCUCUGGUGGUUUAGCGGUAGUUGUACUCAACAAUACUACGAAAAGAAGAUUUUACCUCCUAAUAGUGGUAGUACCUUUAUCAUGGAUGAUUAUGAGGUUUUCCAGGUAACCAAUUCCAGAGAAGAGCAUUAUGUUGAGGAAAAUGAGAGCAUUAGUUGGACUGAAGUGAAAAAUUCUAAAGAGGAAUUGAGCAAUGAACAAUUGUUUAAUGCUAGUGUUAAAAAUCUUGCCGCUGCUGAUACUUUUAACGAAAGUGAUGGUAGUGUAUUAAAUAUUGGUGAGGAUACAAAGAGUUUUAAAAGUGAAGAUAAUAGUUUAGAAAGUGAAGUACUUGUUCUGUAG